This is a messenger RNA of Lampris incognitus (smalleye Pacific opah), 4554 nucleotides long. RefSeq names its product BMS1 ribosome biogenesis factor (gene bms1). Bases 132 to 3878 code for a protein of 1248 amino acids. Gene Ontology annotation, molecular function: GTP binding; U3 snoRNA binding; GTPase activity. The transcript has 23 exons. The record is from RefSeq and is a predicted model, not a curated record. Gene Ontology annotation, biological process: endonucleolytic cleavage of tricistronic rRNA transcript (SSU-rRNA, 5.8S rRNA, LSU-rRNA); ribosome biogenesis; maturation of SSU-rRNA from tricistronic rRNA transcript (SSU-rRNA, 5.8S rRNA, LSU-rRNA). Gene Ontology annotation, cellular component: nucleus; 90S preribosome. Lineage: Eukaryota; Metazoa; Chordata; Actinopteri; Lampriformes; Lampridae.
UCAACUUCCGGAUCAGAGUUUACACCGUACACGUGAGACAAGCGAGUGAAGGCAAGUCAAUUUUAUCUGUAUUGCCCAAGCGAACGUAUUUCGACUAUCUCAAGAUAUCCUUCGGCUGAUACUUGAACAGGAUGGAUGGAAAAGUUAAAGAACAGAAGCCACAUCAGCAGAAGCAUAGUGGACCCAAGGCGAAGAGGAAAAAGAUGAAGAAUCAAGGAGAGGUAGCUGAGAUGGAGAAACACAAGAGGAAUCCCAAAGCCUAUGCCGUGCAGUCUGCUGUGCGCAUGGCCAAAACAUUCCACAGGGCCCAGGACCUAAAGGCCAGAAAACACCACAUACCUGUUGUUGAUCGCACACCCCUGGAACCUCCUCCGGUGGUGGUGGUUGUAGUCGGGCCGCCCAAGGUGGGGAAAAGCACUCUAAUCCGGUGCCUGAUUAAAAACUUCACACGGCAGAAACUGGUGGAUAUAUGUGGCCCAGUAACUAUUGUCUGUGGUAAAAAGCGUCGGCUGACUUUUGUUGAGUGCAGCAAUGACAUCAAUACAAUGAUUGACCUGGCCAAAGUGGCUGAUCUGGUUCUGAUGUUGAUCGAUGCCAGCUUUGGUUUUGAAAUGGAGACUUUUGAGUUUCUCAACAUUUGCCAGGUUCAUGGUUUCCCCCGUAUCAUGGGUAUACUGACACACCUCGACUCCUUCAAAAACAAUAAGUCACUGCGCAAGACAAAGAAAAACCUUAAACAUCGUUUUUGGACAGAGGUCUACCAGGGUGCCAAGCUGUUUUACCUGUCUGGAAUGGUUUAUGGGGAAUACCAGAGUCAGGAAGUAAAGAACCUAGGUCGUUUUAUCUCUGUCAUGAAGUUCCGUCCUCUGACGUGGCAGACCUCCCACCCAUAUGUGCUGGCUGACCGUAUGGAAGACUUGACGGACCCUGAAAAAGUGAGGCUGGACCCCAAAUGUGACCGGACAGUGUCCUUCUAUGGCUACCUGAGAGGGACAUACUUCAAAAACAAAGGACAGGUCCACAUCCCAGGUGUGGGAGAUUUUGGAGUUGCAGAUGUGAGCUUCCUGCAAGACCCUUGUCCCCUUCCAGAGGUUCAGAAGAAGAGGUCCUUAAACGAGAAGGAGCGUUUGCUCUAUGCCCCUAUGGCGGGGGUUGGGGGGGUGGUCUAUGACAAGGAUGCGGUGUACAUAGAUUUACCUAGCGUUCAUGUCAAUAAGGACCAGGAGGAAGGGAAUCCUGCUACAGAGCUGGUUCAGUCUCUCAUUGAAACACAUGCCACCCUUGAUGCCAAGAUGGCUGCCAGUAAGCUGUCGCUGUUCACUGGUGCCACCACCUUGGAAACCACAGAUGUGGAAGAGCAGGAGGGGAACAACGAGGCGCUCAAGGAGAACUGGGUACUGGAUCCCGAGAACCAGCGAGAGAGACGGAAGGUUUUCUUUCCUGAGGAGGAAGAAAAAGGAGGCAAUGGUAUCACCAGUGAUGAAGAUGAGGUCAAAACAGAUACUGAGGAAGAAUCGAGUGACGAGGAUGGAGAGGGCAGCGUAUCCUCAUUGAUCGAAGAGGCAAAGGCUAAACCUAAAAAGACUGAAACAGCAGGCAGGACUCCACUAUUGAAAAAAACAAAAAGAGAGAGGAAAGGCGAGAAAGAACUGUUUGAGCUGCCUGUGUUUGCUGACAGUGAAGAUGACUUGGAGAUGAAUGAAGAGGAGCAAGGAAAAAAGGAGACAAAACACAAGAGUAGACAGGGGCAACUCGAACAGUAUGAAUUAGCUUCUGAAGAUGACAAAGAGGUUAAAAAACCUGUGGUAGAAAGAGUAUCUAGAAAUUGCCUCAAGGAGGAUGAAGACGUAGAGGGGAUGGAUGAUGAAGAUGAGGUAGAAGAGUCAGAAGCUGAAUUAAUGGAAGUACAUGUUGGUACAUCCAAAACCAAUGAAAAAUGCAUCAACAAUCAUGAUCGGGAGAUUAAGGGAGAGGACCUUGGUCAGUUUUGUGAAACUGAAGGGACACUACGGUGGAAGGAGGGCCUGCACCGGAAAGCCGCAGAGGCCUUUCUACAGCAAAAGCAAGCUACCCCCAAUCUGCGCAAACUGGUUUACAGCAGAGUUGCAGAGGAGGAGUCUGACGUGGAUGAUGAGGAAGAACUGGGUGGGUUGUUUCGUGUAAGCCGCCCCAAGAAGAGCAAAAGGUACUGGGCAGAUGCGACUGACUGCUCCUGUUUCAAACCCGACGGCUCUCACAAUUGGGAUUUGGAGGAGAUGCUGGCGUCCAUCAGGGAUUGCUUUGUAACUGGGAAAUGGGAAGAAAACAAAGAUGCUUACACUCUGCUUAAACAAGAAGAGGAGCUUUAUGGUGACUUUGAAGACUUGGAAACAGGAGAGGUCCACAGAGGCCCAAAAGGAGAGCAAGAGAACCAAGCUGAGGACAACUCUGAUGAAGAUGCUGAUGAAGAUGCUGACAAAGAGAGGGUGAUAACAAUGGAUGAUGAGGUCCAGCAAAACAAACGUCUGGAGAAGAAGCGAAAGUUGAAGGAACUUUUUAAUGUCGAGUAUGAUGAAGGAGAUAAGCCUUAUUUUGACGACCUUAAAGAGGAGAUGCAGAAGCAGGCUGAGUUGAACCGGGCAGAGUUUGAGGAUGUGGACGAUGACACCAGAGUGCAGUACGAAGGUUUCCGGCCAGGCAUGUAUGUGCGUGUAGAGGUGCCCUCUAUGCCUUGUGAGUUCGUCGCCAACUUUGACCCCCACUUCCCUGUAAUCCUCGGUGGUCUCGGCUCAAGUGAGGGCAACGUAGGAUACCUGCAAAUGCGGUUGAAGAAACAUCGCUGGCAUGAUCGGAUCUUGAAGACUCGAGACCCCCUCAUCCUGUCCUUGGGCUGGCGCCGUUUCCAAACAAUCCCCCUCUAUCAUAUUGAAGACCACAACGGACGCCACCGCCUGCUUAAAUACACACCACAGCAUAUGCACUGUGGUGCUUCCAUCUUCGGUCCCAUCACACCACAGGGCAGCGGCUUCUUAGCUGUGCAGUCAGUAACAGAAACCAGUAAAUCUAGUUUCCGUAUCGCUGCCACAGGAGUGGUUCUGGAAAUGGAUAAGUCGGUCAGAAUCGUGAAGAAACUCAAGCUGGUCGGCUACCCAUACAAAAUCUACAAGAACACCUGCUUCAUUAAUGGGAUGUUCAACUCGGUGUUGGAGGUGGCUAAAUUUGAAGGGGCAUCUAUCAGAACAGUCUCAGGGAUCAGGGGUCAGAUCAAGAAGGCCUUGGCCACACCCGCUGGAGCUUACAGAGCUUCAUUUGAGGACAAGCUACUGAUGAGUGAUAUCGUGUUCCUACGCUCUUGGUAUCCAGUAUCAGUUCCUCAGCUCUACAACCCUGUGACCUCACUGCUUCUGCCUGAUGGCCAGAAGAACACUUGGUCAGGCAUGAGAACUCUAGGACAGCUGAAACAUGACCUUCAGAUCCAUAAUAAACCCAACACUGAUUCUUUGUACAAGCCUGUGGUUCGAGCUGAGAGGCGCUUUAACCCUCUACACAUCCCAAGGCAGCUACAGAAGGCCCUGCCCUUCAAGAGUAAGCCUAAGCAGGAGCAGCCAAAAGGCAAAACCCCCUCAGAUCUCCAGAGGCCUGCAGCGAUCAGAGAGCCCCAUGAAAGGAAGGUGGCAGCUCUACUGAAUGCCCUCUCCACGGUGUACCACUAUAACAGUAAGAAAGCCAGCUUGUUACAGCGUAGCAAGCACAAAGACUUCCUACAGAAGAGGCAAACACAGGAGGAGGAUAAACUCAAGAGGCAGAAGGAGGCACGCAAGAAGCUCUACCGCAUGAUGGGCCAGAUGGAGAAGAAGAAACAGGAGUCCAGUCUUAAGGGGGCAUCGCAUAAGGACUAAUUUUAACUGUUCAACUUUGUGGACUGAGCUGUCAGCAUGUCAGUGCCCUGGCUUACUCUGAUGUGUUCUAACUGAUGUGUUGUAACUGGGUGUUUUUACCCUUUGUUUGAGCUUUGACAGAGUUCUCUGGCUGCUGACACCUGCAGACAGAGUACGAGCUUCCUCUGGCUUUGGAUCCCACUCUGGUUUUCUAGAAUUGUUUCACAAAUUCACUGAGGCAGAUGUAGAGUAAAUGGGGUGUCCGGGUAAUGUAACGGUCUAUUCCGUUGCCUACCAACACGGGGAUCGGCGGUUCGAAUCCCGUGUUACCUCCGGCUUGGUCGGGCGUCCCUACAGACACAAUUGGCCGUGUCUAUGGGUGGGAAGCCGGAUGUGGGUAUGUGUCCUGGUCGCUGCACUAGUGCCUCCUCUGGUCUCUAUUGUGAUCCUCCCGCGUGCUACGUCCCCCUGAUGAAACUCCUCACUGUCAGGUGAAAAGAAGCAGCUGGUGACUCCACAUGUAUCAGAGGAGGCAUGUGGUAGUCUGCAGCCCUCCCCAGAUCAGCAGAGGGGGUGGAGCAGUGACCAGGAUGGCUCAGAAGAGUGGGGUAAUUGGCCAAAUACGAUUGGAGAGGAAAAGGGGGGGGGAUGUAGAGUAAAUGCUGAUUUAUUAAACUUGUCAUAAAGUUUAUCAAGU